Molecule: messenger RNA, 1568 nt
Organism: Entelurus aequoreus (snake pipefish)
Lineage: Eukaryota; Metazoa; Chordata; Actinopteri; Syngnathiformes; Syngnathidae
Product: gastrula zinc finger protein xLCGF3.1-like
Exons: 2
Coding region: 468-1535 (355 amino acids)
Biological process (GO): central nervous system development; regulation of transcription by RNA polymerase II
Cellular component (GO): nucleus
Molecular function (GO): DNA-binding transcription factor activity, RNA polymerase II-specific; RNA polymerase II cis-regulatory region sequence-specific DNA binding
Source: RefSeq, a predicted model, not a curated record
UGUGGAGGGCAGUAAAACGCCUAAAAUACUCCACUCGUCUGCUGGAAUUCGAAAGAAGAAGAACGAGGACACAGCAAGAUGGCGUUUGAUGGAGAAGGCCUAACGUGGCCAUUAUAGUUUUAUAUUUUUAAUAAGUGCGUACAUAUACACAUACAUGUAUUUUAAUAGACUACAUAUUCUUAAUAUUUUUUGUAUCCGGAUACAUCAGUCUGAGCGCACUUUGACGCUUUAUAGUGCUUGCUAUUUUAGCUUAAGUUACCUCGCUAGCCUCUAACAAAGAGACGACAUGUUUGUACAUUCGUGCAGUUCUGAACACAGAAGCAGUUGUCAACAUAUCGCGAAGCAAAGAUCAGCUGUGAUUGUGUGAACAUGUGCGAAAAGAACGUUCGCAGAGUACGAGGAGGAAUAACUUUCUCUUAACAAAAGAGGAGAAGGAGUGACAACAUCAACUACUGGACGCUGUGUUCAUGAAACAUCAAGUUGUGUUACACAUAACAGACGUCUGUGAAGAACAUCUUAUUCGUAAGCAAAAGGAAGGGAGCUUCAGGAUGCAGCAGGAGGAGCCACAGCCCUCUUGCUUUAAAGAGGAAGACGAGGAACCACUGACCCCCCAUUUUAAAGAGGAAGAGGAGGAACACAGCAUCAGUCAGGAGGGAGAGCAGCUUGAAUGGUUGGAGGAGUUCCCAGUGAUUCGGGUAAUUGUGAAAGGUGAAGAUGAUGAGGUCAAAGGUGAAAGUGAGGAGAAGAGAGAGGCGGAGCCUCCAAGCAGCAGCUCAACACAACACAUGACAACAGAAGCUGAUGGAGACCACUGUGGAGGAUCACAAGCAGACAAGCUCUUAGCUCCACUAUCAGAUAGUGAGGACACAACGUCACACUCCCCUGACACUGAUGAUGAAGACUCUAAAGAUGAUAAGACAUGUCACACUGACAACACUCACUUGAAAUGUUCUCACUGUGACAAAACCUUUAAAUACCAUUGUCACCUGAAAACACACACGAGAAAACACACUGGAGAAAACCCUUUUACCUGCUCAAUCUGUGGUAAAGGUUUUGCACGAAAAGAUGUGUUAAAAGAACACACUAAAACUCACUCUGCAGAAAAACCCUUUACCUGUUCAAUGUGUGGUAAAGGUUUUGUAAUAAGUCAAAAUUUGAAAGUACACAUGAGAGUACACACCGGAGAAAAACCUUUUACCUGUCAAGUCUGUUGUAAAGGUUUUGUAACAAGUCAAAAUUUGAAAAUGCACACGAGAACGCACACUGGAGAAAAACCUUUUACUUGUUCAGUCUGCGGCAAAAGUUUUAUACAACGUCACAAUAUGAAAGUACACAUGAGAAUACACACGGGUGACACAACAUAUGCCUGUUCAACCUGCAACAGAAGCUUUUGUGAACAGAGAAACCUUGUAGUGCACAUGAGAAUACACACCGGAGAAAAAGCAUAUGGUUGUGGUGCGUGUGGUGAAAGAUUCUCUUAUAAGUACCAGUGUAAGAAACACAAGUGUGCUGGUGAGAACAGCAGCAGUCAAUGAACUUGCAGGAUUUUAAAUAAACUGUCAAGACUU